UCAGGAAGUUCUCGCGUUACCGAAAGGGAGGCACAUCCGGCUCCGGUGUCAUGGCCGACCCUUACCCUGAAUGCGCGCUGGCUGCGGUCGGCGAGAAGAGGCAGCAGUUUGGGAGCAGAUUUCUGAGCGAUCCGGCGCGCGUCUUCCACCAUAAUGCCUGGGACAAUGUGGAGUGGUCGGAAGAGCAGGCCGCCGCGGCGGAGAGGAAAGUCCGGGAGAACAGUACCCAGCGGGUGUGCCAGGAGAAGCAAGUUGAUUAUGAGGUCAAUGCCCACAAAUAUUGGAAUGAAUUCUACAAAAUCCACGAAAAUGGAUUUUUCAAAGAUAGACAUUGGCUUUUCACUGAAUUCCCAGAGUUGGCACCCAGCCAAAACCAAAACCACUUGAAUGAUUUGCUCCCAGAGAACAAGAGGAGUAAAGUACCUCAAUGUAGAAGCAAUGAGGAUGGACCUGGCUUACAAAUAGAAGAACAACACAAGUGUUCUUCAAAUAGCCUUGGACAUAAAAUGCAGAUGCCUCCUGUGGAAGAAAACGUAACUCAGAAACUCAGUCACCUGGAAAUCUGUGUGGAUGAGUUCCCUGGGUCCUCAGCUACCUACAGAAUACUUGAGGUUGGUUGUGGUGUGGGAAACACAGUCUUUCCGAUUUUACAAACUAACAAUGACCCAGGACUCUUUGUUUACUGUUGUGAUUUUUCUUCCACAGCUGUGGAACUGGUCCAGACAAAUUCAGCAUAUGAUCCUUGUCGGUGCUUUGCCUUUGUUCACGAUCUAUGUGACGAAGAUAAGAGUUACCCAGUGCCCAGGGAUAGCCUUGAUAUUAUCAUCCUUAUAUUUGUUCUUUCAGCGGUUGUUCCAGACAAGAUGCAGAAGGCUAUCAACAGGCUGAGCAGACUUCUGAAACCGGGAGGGUUGAUGCUUCUGCGAGAUUAUGGCCGCUAUGACAUGGCUCAGCUUCGGUUUAAAAAAGGUCAGUGUCUGUCUGAAAAUUUCUAUGUGAGAGGUGAUGGUACUAGAGUUUACUUCUUCACACAAGAUGAGCUGGAUACACUUUUCACUACUGCUGGACUGGAAAAGGUUCAGAACCUGGUGGAUCGCCGAUUGCAAGUGAACCGAGGGAAACAGCUGACAAUGUACCGCGUUUGGAUUCAGUGCAAAUACCGCAAGCCUCUCCUGUCCGGCACUGGCUAAGAGGCACCUGCUCUUGCCAUGAUAGGAGUUCUUGGGAGUUUUUUUAAAAAGAACAUUCACGAAUGGUGUCUUGUUGAUGUUGGGAAGUUCAAGGAUUCAGACUUGAGCAUUGAACCUAGAACAGGUUGCUUUUUAUCAAGUUUCUAAUAAUUGUCCUUCAUAUUUGUGAAGCCCUUUUGUAUAUACUUUCCUCAAGGUUGUUGGGCUGCUUUGGUUUUGGGGUUUUUUUUUGUAGGCUCUGUGCCCGGCAUGGAGCCCACUGCCAAGCUUGAACUCACAACCCUGAGAUCAACCCUGGAUGCUUAACCAACUGAGCUACCCAGGCACCUCCUCCUCCUUAAGUUUCUUUCUUACUUUGAGAUCUCAAAGAAUCUUUCUUGGCAUUUUGUAAUUAAUCAUAACUAACUUUCCUAAGAAUCAUGAAUUUAAAGGCAUCAAGAAUUUAUUAUAUAUGAACAUAAUAAAGAAGUAUUAUGUAUGAUAAAGUGUCAUUUGA
This is a messenger RNA of Canis lupus familiaris (dog), 1686 nucleotides long. RefSeq names its product methyltransferase like 2A (gene METTL2A). The coding region runs from base 51 to 1190 and encodes 379 amino acids. Gene Ontology annotation, molecular function: tRNA (cytidine-N3)-methyltransferase activity. The record is from RefSeq and is a predicted model, not a curated record. The transcript has 9 exons. Lineage: Eukaryota; Metazoa; Chordata; Mammalia; Carnivora; Canidae.